AUGGAGCCCCGCGACGUGACGGUGGUGCAGAGUGCCCGGGCUGUUCUAGACUGCCAGGCCCAAGGUCAACCUCCCGUCGACGUCAGGUGGCUGAGGAACCGCGUGCGGGUUCUGGCGAGCGAGCGGAUCCGGUUCCUGGCCAACGGUUCCCUGCUCAUCUCCAGCGUGAGGGGAGGAAGAGGAGGAGAAGUCUCAGACGAGGGCUUCUACCACUGCCUGGCCAAGAACAAAUAUGGAGCCAUCCUCAGCCAAAGAGCACGUCUCACAAUCGCAAGCGUCCCAUCCUUCAAGACGCAGCCCGCUCCUGUAACGGUGAGGAAGGGGUCGAUGGCCAGGCUCACCUGUGAGGUCACCUGCAGCCCCCCCGCCACCAUCACCUGGGAGCUCAACCAAAGCGCCCUGCCGGCUCAGCCAGAGAGAAUCACAGUCCUGCCAAAUGGAGUGCUUCAGAUCAGUGACGUGAGACUGGAGGAUGCUGGGAAUUACCGUUGCCUGGCGACCAACAUAGCGGGCCGGCUCCUGAGUGACGAGGCCACCCUGUCUGUCCACUCUGGUCCAGGCCCCAGAGCUGCUGUCAGGCCUGAGAUUGUCGUGGCACCCAAAAACAUCUCAGCUCCCCAGCAUCACACGGUUGUCAUGGAGUGUGUCGCCCGUGGCAACCCACAGCCCCUGGUGUCCUGGAGCAGAGCCGACUCCAAGCCCAUCGACGUGUUCAACGCCCGUGUGCUAGGCAACGGUAACCUGGUGAUCUCUGAUGCGCAGCCCCGCCACAGUGGUGUCUACCUGUGCAGAGCCAGCACCCCCCGCACCCGCAACCACACCUCCGCUGCUGCCAACCUCACCGUGCUGGCUUCCCCCUCCCUGGUGGAGCGCCCCGAGAGCCAGACCCACCCCCGCGCUGGCACUGCCCGCUUCACCUGCGUGGCGGAGGGGAUGCCCCGCCCACGCGUCACCUGGCUCAAGAAUGGCCACGAGCUGCACUCCAAUGGCAGGAUGAAGACAUACAACAGUAAACUGGUGAUCACACAGAUCAUGCCGGAGGACGACGCCAUGUACCAGUGUCUGGCGGAGAACUCCCAAGGUUCCGUGCUGUCUGUGGCGCGGCUGAUCGUGGUGAUGUCAGAGGACCGUCCGAGCGCCCCCAGGAACGUGCGGGCGGAGACCAUCUCCAGCUCGGCAAUCCUGCUGGCCUGGGAGCGGCCGCAGUACAACGCUGGCAAAGUCAUCGCCUACUCAGUGCACUACACCAAGGCCCAGGGCUUGAACAAUGAGGAGUACCAGGCCGUCAUCGGCAACGACACCACCAGCCACAUCGUGGACGAGCUGGAGUCGGCCGGCAACUACACCUUCUACAUCGUGGCCUACAUGCCCAUGGGAGCCAGCCGCAUGUCCGAGCAAGUCAGCCAGCACACCCUGGAGGAUGUUCCUCUGCGUACUCCGGAGCUGAGUCUGGCAAGCCUGAGCCCCACUGACAUCCUGGUGUCAUGGCAACCGCUGUCGGUGAAGCUGAGCCGCGGCCGUAUCCUGGCGUACCGCCUGUCCUUCCGCACGGCGGCCGAUGACGACGAGACAGCGCUGGAGUUGCCGGGAGACAACAUCACGCAGCACCUCCUGCAGGACCUCCAGCCCGACACCAUCUACCUGCUGCGCAUCGCCGCCACCACCCAGGUGGGCUGGAGCCAGCCGUCCGCCUGGAGCUCCCACCGCACACCCAAGACCUCGAGCUCCACAGUUCCCCUGGCCCCAGUGCUCAGGCUGCAGCCCAUCAACUGCACCUCCAUCUCUGUGCGCUGGCACCCUCUCCCUGGCAGCACCGUUGCCCUGGGUUACCGCCUCUACUACCAUGAGGAGGGCCAACCAGAGGACGGCAGCCACCAGCUUUCAGCCGAGGAGCUGCAGUUCACCAUCACAGGCUUGGGCCCAAGAGAGAAGUACCACGUGAAGCUGCUGGCUUUCAGUCAGAAUGGAGAAGGUUACCACGCCGACCAGACUGUCAGCACUCCAGGAUGCCCAUCUGCCCCCACGCGUCGUGUGGCCACUCUGCCGUCACCUGACCACCUGACCGCCACAUCCCAUAACUCCUCAGCGGUGCUGCUGCGCUGGAGGCGGCCGGCCUUCGCCUCCGUGAGGCAGGUCAACUACACGGUCCAGUUCAGUCCAGUGGGCCCGCAGAACGCCUCCGCCGUCCACUACGUCCACACCACUAACCAGAGUGUGCUGGUCCUCGGUCUGAAGCCCAACACGCGCUAUGAGUUUGCCGUCCGUCUCCAUCUGGACCAGGUGUCCAGCUCCUGGAGUCCACAUGUCUACCAGAGGACACUGCCCGAAGCGCCACAGCGGCCUCCGGCGUCCAUCCGGGUUCUGCUGAUCGAGGAGCGGACGGCGCUGGUGUCGUGGCAGGAGCCGGAGCAGCCGGGCGUGGUGGUGGGGCGAUACACCGUGCUCUACGCCACACACACCGCAUGGCUGGCGGGGGAGUGGCAGAUCCUUCAGAGGGAGGGCACCAACACCAUGGCUCUGUUAGAAAACCUGGAACUGGGUAACGUCUACGUGAUCAAGAUCUCAGCGUCCAAUCAGGUUGGAGACGGACCCUUCUCCAGAGCCGUGGAACUCUCUGUGCAGAGUGGGCGGAGCCACCAGGGGAAAACCCCCAGACACACACACACAGCCUCAGAGACCACAGCCUUCUCUGAUGGCCUGUACACCCUGGACCAGAGGUCCAUGACUGGGAUCAUUGCUGGAGUGUGUAUCGCUCUGGCCUGCAUGGUCAUGUGUGUCUUCAUCCUGAUCGGCAAGAGCAAGGCCAGAAGGAAGUCUGUACCCUGUAAACCUGCGGGGCGGAUCUCUGGAGCUUCUGUGGUCUCACCUGCUGAUGGCCAGCCAGAGAGUGUGGUGGUUCUGGUACCCAUGAUUGGGAGCCAUUUAAUUGACUCAAAGGGUGGGAGCAAUCUGGUGAUAACCACUACUGGCCCCAUCAUUGCUGGCAGUCCGAACAAGAGCAGGAGGUGGAACUUCUUCAGUAAAGAGAACAAUCAUCACUCCAGGAAAGAAAAGCUUCAGACGCGUGGCUGUUUGUACGAAGCAGGGAAGACCCUGCUGAGGUACGAGGAGGAGCUGACAGUGGCCAAUCAGCAGCCGGAGUGUCUGCGCCUCCCCCGCGGCCCCCUGGGCGACUCGGAGGGCUCGGAGAGCAACAGCAGCCAGGAGACGGGCGACUCAGGACACUACUCCCACGACGAGGGCAACGAGACGGACGCCGCCGCCGCGCCGCAGUCAGGGUGGCGAGGAGAAAAGGAGCGACGCGGGUCUCUGUCGGAGGAGAUAUGCUGUAGCGUGCCUCUGGACAGCACUGAGGAGGAGGCCAGCUGCUCCCCCACAGUCUGCCAGUAGAGGGCAGUGGUGGUGCCUGCAGGGCGCUCCUGCUGUGGAGCUCCUGUAGGUCACUGCUAGCCCUAGCCCUAGCCUCUGCUAGGCUCAAUCUAACCUCAGGAAAAGGCCACUCGGUCGCGAGUGGUGGGUUCAUGGAGCUUUAGACCCCCCUCAGGGGUCACCUUACUUCACCUUAAGGGGUGCCUUCCUCUCUCUACCCUCUCUCCUCCUCCUCUUUUUUCUCCCCUACCUCAUGUCUUCCCUCUACCUCCUCUUCCUCUUCCUCCUCCUCUCU
Clupea harengus (Atlantic herring) is the source of this 3664-nucleotide messenger RNA. It is a transcript of the gene prtgb, whose product is annotated as protogenin homolog b (Gallus gallus). Lineage: Eukaryota; Metazoa; Chordata; Actinopteri; Clupeiformes; Clupeidae. Gene Ontology annotation, biological process: cell-cell adhesion. Gene Ontology annotation, molecular function: protein binding. The record is from RefSeq and is a predicted model, not a curated record.